Polyodon spathula (Mississippi paddlefish) is the source of this 3492-nucleotide messenger RNA. RefSeq names its product AP-3 complex subunit delta-1-like. The transcript is spliced from 27 exons. Lineage: Eukaryota; Metazoa; Chordata; Actinopteri; Acipenseriformes; Polyodontidae. Gene Ontology annotation, cellular component: membrane coat; AP-3 adaptor complex; terminal bouton. The record is from RefSeq and is a predicted model, not a curated record. Gene Ontology annotation, biological process: synaptic vesicle membrane organization; anterograde synaptic vesicle transport; neurotransmitter receptor transport, postsynaptic endosome to lysosome. The coding region runs from base 174 to 3230 and encodes 1018 amino acids.
GACCCGACGCCAUUUUGUCAUCCAUUUCCUCCCGGAUCAGUAGCGAUAUUCGCCGCAAACAGAGCUUGGCAGGACCUGGCUUUCAACCUGAAAAAUACCCGUCCCCUUAGCAUGAGAAAAUAAGGCGGGUCGCCCAACAGACACCCCAGUCGCACCCGCAACAAAACGCAAUCAUGGCUCUGAAAAUGGUAAAAGGCAGCAUCGACCGCAUGUUUGACAAAAACCUUCAGGAUCUCGUACGUGGCAUUAGGAAUCACAAGGAGGAUGAGGCCAAGUUCAUCUCAGCAUGCAUCGAUGAGAUCAAGCACGAGCUGAAGCAGGACAACAUCGCGGUGAAGGCCAAUGCUGUGUGCAAGCUGACCUACUUGCAGAUGCUGGGGUACGAUGUCAGCUGGGCAGCUUUCAACAUCAUCGAAGUGAUGAGCUCCUCCAAGUUCACCUUCAAGCGGAUAGGUUACCUGGCUGCCUCUCAGUGCUUCCACGAGGGGACUGAUGUCAUCAUGCUGACAACCAAUCAGAUUCGCAAGGACCUCAGCAGCCCCAAUCAAUACGACACGGGUGUGGCACUGACUGGGCUGUCCUGCUUCGUGACCCCAGACCUCGCCAGGGACCUGGCCAAUGACAUAAUGACGCUGAUGUCACACACAAAGCCCUACAUCCGCAAGAAGGCAGUGCUGAUCAUGUACAAGGUGUUCCUGAAGUACCCCGAGUCUCUGCGCCCCGCUUUCCCCCGGCUCAAAGAGAAACUGGAGGACCCCGACCCAGGGGUACAGUCAGCUGCUGUGAAUGUUAUCUGUGAGCUCGCCAGACGCAACCCCAAAAACUACCUGUCCCUCGCCCCACUCUUCUUCAAACUGAUGACCUCCUCCACCAACAACUGGGUCCUCAUCAAGAUCAUCAAGCUGUUUGGAGCCCUCACUCCACUUGAACCCAGGCUGGGAAAGAAACUAAUUGAGCCGCUAACAAACCUCAUACACAGCACCUCUGCCAUGUCCCUCCUGUAUGAGUGUGUGAAUACGGUCAUUGCAGUUUUAAUAUCCCUGUCUUCCGGAAUGCCCAAUCACAGCGCCAGCAUCCAGCUGUGUGUCCAGAAAUUGAGAAUCCUGAUUGAAGACUCAGAUCAGAACCUGAAGUACCUCGGGCUCCUGGCCAUGUCGAAGAUCCUGAAGACUCACCCCAAGUCUGUGCAGUCCCACAAGGACCUCAUUCUGCAGUGUCUCGAUGACAAGGACGAGUCCAUCCGGCUCCGAGCCCUCGACCUGCUCUACGGCAUGGUGUCCAAGAAGAACCUGAUGGAGAUAGUGAAGAAGCUGAUGAUCCACGUGGACAAGGCGGAGGGAACGACCUACCGAGACGAGCUCCUCACCAAGAUCAUCGACAUCUGCAGCCAGUCCAACUACCAGUACAUCACCAACUUCGAGUGGUAUAUCAGUAUCCUGGUGGAGCUCACUCGGUUGGAAGGGACUCGGCACGGACACCUCAUUGCCUCUCAGAUGCUGGACGUUGCGAUCCGAGUGAAGGCUAUCCGCUCCUUCGCCGUGUCCCAGAUGGCCAUGCUGCUGGACAACGCACACCUGCUGACCGGGAACACUCAGCGCAACGGGAUCUGUGAGGUGCUGUACGCGGCAGCCUGGAUCUGCGGGGAGUUCUCAGAACACCUGGAGGAGCCCAUGCAGACUCUGGAGGCCAUGCUGCGCCCCAAGGUGACCACCCUGCCGGGGCACAUCCAGGCCGUGUACGUGCAGAACGCCGUCAAGCUGUUCGCCACUGUGCUGGCUCGCCAGGAGGGGGCAGGAGAUAGGCAGGCCGCGCAAGAGACCACAGAGCUGCUCAUUGAGAAACUGCCGCAGUUCGUACAGAGCUCAGACCUGGAGGCGUCCUGCAUCCUGCAGCUCAUCAAGUAUAUCCAGAAGCUGCAGGCGAAGGAGGUGAGCGUGUCCGAGGAGGUGAGCGCGCUCUUCGCUGGGGAGCUCAACCCCGUGGCCCCCAAAGCGCAGAAGAAGGUGCCCAUCCCAGACGGGCUGGAUCUGGACUCAUGGAUCAACAAGCCCCUCCGUGAGAUCGAAUCCGAGGACGAGAAACCCAGAGCCGUCUUUCAAGUGGAGGAGCCGCAGCACAGCCGACCCAGAGUGCCUGAGAUAGACGAGAAGGAGCUGGCCAAGCGGCGUGAAGUCCGGAAGCAGGAGCAGGCCAGCAACCCGUUCUACAUCAAGAGCUCCCCGUCCCCGCAGAAGGAGACUGCCAAUGUCGAUCACAUCCCUGUUGUGCAGAUCGACCUCACGGUGCCCUUGAAAGUGCCAGGAAUGCCCAUGUCAGAGCAGUACGUGAAGCUGGAGGAGGAUAGACGGCAGAAGCAGAAGCAGGACAAGAAGAAAGACAAGAAGAAGAAGAAAGAGAAAGAGAAGAAGCGAGGGAAGGGGCGGCGCCUGGACUCUGCGCACACAGAGAGCGAGGAGGACAUCGCGCCGGCACAGAGUGUGGACAUCAUGACGGAGGAGAUGCCUGAGAACGCGCUGCCGAGCGACGAGGACGAUAAAGACCCCAACGACCCCUACAGGGCCCUGGAUAUCGAUCUGGACAAGCCAAUGGUGGACAGUGACAAGCUCCCGGUACAGACUCACAGGCCCACGGAGGGGCUGAAAUCUCCCGACCCCGUGGCGGGAGUGGAGGAGCAGGACGAGAAGAAGAGCAGCAAGAAAAUCAAGAAGGACAAGGAGAGGAAGGACAAGGAGAGGAAGAAAAGCAAAGAGGAGAAGAAGAAAAAGAAGCACAGGAAGUCCACUCCUGGGGAGGAAGAGGAGGGACAAGUUGAAAAGCCCGCCCCUGCAGCAGCGGAAAGCAAGAUCACAGCCCUGCCCACAGCCCCGCCCACGGAGGACUUUGAUUUGGAUUUCUGGCUUUCCAGUGCUCCAGUGCCCUCUCAGUCCCAGCCCGAGCUAGUGGAUCCUGCCCCCUCGUCCGAGCCGGAGGAGCCCAAAGACGAGGAGGAGAGGGAGGAGAGCAAAUCUUCAAAACACAAGAAGCAGCAGCACAGGAAGGAGAAGGAGGAGAAAUCAAAGAAGAAGAAGAAGAAGAAGCACCAGGAUGAGGGCAAGGCCAAGUCUGUGCAGAACGGGACGCUGGAGGAAGAGGAAGAGCCCCUGCCGCCUAUGACCAACUACAGCCUUCUUGCUGAGAACUCGGACAUUAAAAUGGUGAGCACGGGACAGCAGGGAGCUCGGAUGGUUUAGGUAACCCACCUGCCCACCGCCUUCCCACUUUGCCACCCACACACUUCUCAGAAUUAGAGUUUGGAUUAGAAUGCAUUAAGUUUCUGAACCCUUAACCCUCUCUAAAUCUAGUAGAGUUUGAUAGGGAAGGCUAACAUCUCAGAAAUGGCGUUCAUUUCAGAGUUCUUGUCCUAGAUCAUAUAAGUCAUAUCAUCAUUUCAUUUUUUUUUUUCUUAAGUUGAUAAAGGAGCAAGGACCGGUACCUGGAAAGGUUUGUGUGCCG